Messenger RNA from Grus americana (Whooping crane), 467 nucleotides. RefSeq names its product FXYD domain-containing ion transport regulator 3-like. The transcript is spliced from 8 exons. Lineage: Eukaryota; Metazoa; Chordata; Aves; Gruiformes; Gruidae. The record is from RefSeq and is a predicted model, not a curated record. Gene Ontology annotation, cellular component: membrane. The coding region runs from base 56 to 328 and encodes 90 amino acids. Gene Ontology annotation, biological process: regulation of sodium ion transmembrane transporter activity. Gene Ontology annotation, molecular function: sodium channel regulator activity.
CCCAAAAUUCCUGGUUUGCCCGUUGCUGGUGUGGGACGGGGUCAAAGGUCACAGGAUGGUGCGGGGCAGCCUGGGGGUCCUGGUGCUGCUGGGAGUUUUUUACCCAGUGAGAGGGAACCCCCUCCCCCCUGAUGCCACCAGUCCCUUCCAGUAUGACUGGCACCGCCUGCGCGUGGCGGGGCUGGUGGUGGCCGCCGUCCUCUGCGUCAUCGGCGUCAUCGUCCUGCUCAGUGGGAAGUGCAAGUGCCGGAGCAAAGCCAGCCGCCGUUGUCCCCCCCCUCCGGAGACGUCCCACCUGGUUGUCCCCGGACCCACCGGCACAUGCUGAGGUGUCCCCAAGUGUCCCCAAGCCCGGGGGUGGCCCCCAAGGACACGGAGAGACGGGGAGGAGGAGCAGGUUUAUUUUGGGGUGAAAUCUCCCCCAAAAAAGCCAAGAAAAGGGGAAAUUAAUAAAAAAAAAGUUAAAA